UGAGCUUCCGGUGUACGUUUCUCACAUGUUUGAAAGGAAGUAAACAACGCGGGUGUCUGCUUACUUGAACGAAAAAUGCCGGUAGCAGAAGAUGAUUCAAGGAACGACAUUUUCUUUGAAGAUGAUGAUCUACCAUAUGAAGAAGAUAUUCUGAGGAACCCAUUCUCAGUGAAAUGUUGGCUCCGCUACUUGGAGCACAAAAAGGAGGCGUCCCGGGAGGUGGUCAACAUGAUAUAUGAGCGGGCGCUCAAGGAGCUGCCAGGGAGCUAUAAGCUCUGGUACAACUACUUAAAACUGAGGAGGACCCAAGUACGAGGCCGUUGUGUCACUGACCCAGCAUAUGAGGAUGCUAACAGUGCCUUUGAAAGGGCUCUUGUCUUCAUGCACAAGAUGCCCCGGAUCUGGUUAGACUAUUGCACGUUCCUCAUCGAUCAGGGGAAGAUCACACGAUCCCGUCGUACGCUGGACCGAGCACUCCGGGCUCUGCCUAUAACUCAACACAACAGAAUAUGGCCUCUUUACCUUAAAUUUGUUCGUAUGUAUGAACUGCCUGAGACCGCCGUAAGAGCCUACAGAAGACAUCUUAAGCUUCAGAAGGAAAACACAGAGCAGUACAUCGAGUACUUGAAGACGAUUGGCUGGCUGGAUGAAGCUGCAAUAAGACUGGCAGAUGUUAUCAAUGAUGAAACGUUUGUUUCAAGGGAGGGAAAAUCAAAACAUCAGUUGUGGAAUGAGCUGUGUGAGCUGAUCGCCAAGAACCCUGACAAGGUGACAUCACUGAAGAUUGAGCCAAUCAUCCGCCAGGGUUUGAAGCGCUACACGGACCAGAUUGGUGUUCUGUGGAACUCACUGGCCAACUACUAUAUUCGAGGCCGCCAUUUUGAGAGGGCGAGGGACAUCUACGAGGAAGCCAUUCAGACAGUGAUCACUGUCCGUGACUUCACACAGGUGUUUGAUGAAUACGCCAAGUUUGAGAAAAGUAUGAUCGCUGCUAAGAUGGAAGCUAUGGAGGAGGCUGGAGCAUCUGAUGAAGAUGACCUUGACCUUGAGUUACGGCUUGCAAGGUUAGAGAGCCUUAUGGAUCGGCGACCACUUCUUCUCAACAGCGUCCUUCUUAGACAGAAUCCUCACAAUGUCCACGAGUGGCACAAACGCGUGAAGUUGUUUGAAGAGAAACCAAGAGAGAUCAUCAACACAUACACAGAGGCGGUUCAGACAGUCGACCCUCAGCUGGCGUCCGGCAAGCCGCACACACUCUGGGUGGAGUUUGCCAAGUUCUACGAGAAUGCCAAACAAAUAGAGGAUGCUCGAGUGAUCUUUGAUAAGGCUGUGAAGGUUCCCUACAAGCACGUGGACGACCUCGCCUCUGUGUACUGUGAAUGGUCGGAGCUGGAGAUCAGACAUGAAAAUAAUGAUGAGGCUCUGAAACUGAUGCAGAAGGCAACCAUGCCACCACCAAGGAAGGUUGCUUACCAUGACGAGACGGAGACAGUGCAGUCAAGAGUCCACAAGUCUUUGAAAGUGUGGUCCUUGUACGCAGACCUGGAGGAAAGCUUCGGUACUUUCAAGUCAUGUAAAGCUGUGUAUGAUCGUAUCAUCGACCUCCGGAUUGCAACCCCGCAGAUCAUUAUCAACUAUGGCAUGUUCCUUGAGGAGAAUAAUUACUUUGAGGAGGCUUUCAAGGCCUAUGAGAAGGGAAUUGCAUUGUUCAAAUGGCCGAAUGUGUAUGACAUAUGGAAUACCUACCUCACCAAGUUCAUCGACAGAUACGUGAGUAAUGUACAUAUGAAAGGGCAAGGACCUGUUAUGUUAACAUUGUUACUCUAUGUCUCAGCUCUGUAUCUGCUGUACGCACGUCUGGAGGAGGAGCAUGGUCUGGCACGCCAUGCAAUGGCAGUGUACGAGAGAGCCACAAACGCUGUACUGCCAGAGGAACAAUAUGAAAUGUACAAUGUGUACAUCAAGCAGGCUGCAGAGAUCUAUGGUGUGACACACACAAGGUCCAUCUAUGAGAAGGCCAUCGAGGUGCUGCCCAAUCAAGAAGCCAGAGAGAUGAGUCUGAGGUUUGCUGACUUGGAGAGAAAGUUGGGAGAGAUUGACCGAGCACGAGCUAUCUACGCUCACUGCUCACAGAUCUGUGAUCCGAGGGUAGCACCAUCAUUUUGGGCAACAUGGAAGGAGUUUGAGAUCAAGCAUGGCAAUGAGGACACUGUGAGAGAAAUGCUGAGGAUCAAACGCAGCGUUCAGGCCAUAUACAACACACAGGUGAACUUCAUGUCAUCCCAGAUGCUGGCUGCAGCAGGUAAGGGGGAUGCACCAGCUGCAGCAGGUGGAGUUGUGGAGCCCAACGAGAUGCAGAAGCUGGAGGAGAAGGCUCGGCAGCUGGCAGAGGAGGCUGUGCGAGACCAGCCUCAGCAGCCCGACAAGAAACUACUGUUUGUCAGGAGCUCGACCACAGCAGAGGACAUUGGCGAGAUGGUGAAGACCGUCAACCCCGAAGAGAUCAACAUCGACUCUGACUUCUCCAGUGACGAUGAUGAGGAAGUGGAGGAGGUUGAAGUUCAGACACAGAUGAUCCCUAACAAGGUCUUUGGGGGACUUGUCAAUGAGGAUGAGGAUGACUGAGCAUCACCGAUCACAUCAAGCAGCCACAGUCGUAUCAUCAGCAUAGGGGGCAAUGGGGUAGCCUAGUGGUUAAAGCAUCAGCUCGUCACCCUGAAGACUGAGUUAGAUUCCCCACAUGGACACUUUGUGUGAAGCCCACUUGCUGUGUCCCCUGCCGUGAUGUUGCUGGACUCUUGCUAAAAACGACGUAAAAACCAUACUCACUCACUCACUCAUCAGCAGAGACUAUUCCAUGGCAGUCACAAUACUACUUGGUUCUUCAUGAUUUCAUAAUGGUGCAGGGCAGAUUGGUUGCCUCGUCAUCCAAGGUGCUGGAAUUAGCUGAGCAGAGUUAUAUCUCCUGGCAUGCCGGAAGCCUAAAUUCUGAAAUCACUUGUGUGUUUCCUGUGUAUCUAUCACCACUACUUGAUGGUACUUUGAUAUACUGUGCUGAUGAUGAACACUAAGACUGCCAAUACUUCAUGACUGUAAGAUAUUGAUGUGGAAUAAAUACUGAUACAUUCACAA
Haliotis rubra (blacklip abalone) is the source of this 3132-nucleotide messenger RNA. Its product is annotated as pre-mRNA-splicing factor SYF1-like. The transcript is spliced from 23 exons. NCBI's taxonomy places the organism in Eukaryota, Metazoa, Mollusca, Gastropoda, Lepetellida, Haliotidae. Bases 76 to 2625 code for a protein of 849 amino acids. Gene Ontology annotation, molecular function: protein binding. Gene Ontology annotation, biological process: generation of catalytic spliceosome for first transesterification step; mRNA splicing, via spliceosome. Gene Ontology annotation, cellular component: U2-type catalytic step 2 spliceosome; post-mRNA release spliceosomal complex; Prp19 complex. The record is from RefSeq and is a predicted model, not a curated record.